GCGUUUUCCUUCGUUGUGCCUAAAAAUAACAUCUCGUCAGACUGUUUUUGAGUAGGAAACUAAUCGUCAAUUUGACGAGACAGCCGAGAAGAAUGGCGUCCAAGUAUUAUGAUAUGAGUUAUGGAGAUGAAAAAGAGAUCGCCCUUGUACCCAGGAAAGAAGUAUAUCUGGCUCGAUAUGACGAGAAUGGCGUACUACGUCUGUUUCACCAUACCCACGAUGACACAGUGAAGGAGCGAGUGGCGAGGAUCAUCCACGACGGUUUGAUGGAGAUGUGGGAUGUGGAGCAGCUGUUCGACUUGCAGGUCAUCAUUCAGGAGAAGGUGUUUCUGUGUCACCGAGUAGUAAUGGCGUCUUUGUCUGGCUACUUCCGGUCCCUCCUUGUCUCCGGCAUGGACUUGGACGGGAAAGGUCAAGCUGCGGUGAGCCUUGACCCCAAGUACGUCACCCCCAAAGCCUUUAAGCUUCUGCUUCAGCUCUUCUACAAGGGCAAGGACGUCAUUCGCCCCAACACUGCUAUGGAAAUCCUCAACGCAGCCACCUAUCUUCAGAUAAUUGUAGUAGAGUAUCGCUGUGUAGACAUCCUCGCCAGGGAUUUGGGAGAAAGGUCGUGCCUCAAACUCUGGGAGUGGGCCGACAACCACAACAGCCAGGCGCUGGCUCUACGAGCCCGGAACGUCGCUCUGGCCAAGUUCCAGAUUAUUCGACAGACAGAAGAUUUCCUGAAGCUUUCUCCAGCUCACGUGACCACCUUGCUCGGUCAUGAUAGCCUCGCGUUUCGUUAUGAUGAUGAAUUGUUGGAAGCUAUCUUGGACUGGGUAGGCUACUCUCGCGAGGAAAGGCGCAAGUACUUGAAAGAUUUGCUUCCCUUUGUGUGUUUUCCUUACCUGUCCACCAAAUACGUCAACGAGCUGCGCAACAACGACCUGAUUGGUCUGAAAACUGAGUUUGGCUCCUUUCUAGACGAGGCGCUGACGUUCCACCUGGCUGGCCUGCAGAAGGACGGACGUCGGAUCCAGAUGGACAUCUUGGCGCGUCAGUCGCAGACCGUCAAGCGUCUGAUGCCCACCAUGCGGCGCGUCAUGGUGCUGCUGGGGGGCUGUGUGGUGCAGCAGGCGCCGUUGACCAACGUCAUGGCCGGCUACCUAGAUGGCGCUUACUACUCCAAGGGUCUGUGGAUCUACGCCAUCGCCUCGCUGCCCCACGACGUCGGCCUCCACUUUGCGUCGUCAGUCUCGAAAAACGACAUCUACAUCAGCGGCGGGUCAAGAGCUCCCUACACGUUCGCUAUGUACGUGACCAAUGAAAACACGUGGCGUGACCUAGGUCGCCUGCCUCGGGGACGUCAGGGGCACGCCAUGGUGCACGUGGAUGGCCGCUUCUACCUCUUGGGUGGACGGGACGUGAAUGGGGAGGAUGGGAAGCAGCUGGUGCCAGAAAUAAGUAUGUACGACGUGGAGGGCAGCUCGUGGGCGGAAGUGGGACGCCUGGAGGUACCAGUGGAAGGGGCUCCUGCUGUUGCUCUGGGAGACAAGAUUUUUGUCUUUGGAGGAAAGAACGAGAAAGGAGAGAGUGUGAGUGUAGUUCAAUGUCUUGACAUCAAGUCCAAGGAGGUGUGUCUGAUUGCCGUGCUGCCCCACCCUGUGGACAACGCACGCGCUGUGGUGGUGGGAAAGGAAAUCGUCUUGGUCUGUCCAGAGGGCAUGAUCUACAAAAUCCGGGUAAGCAGUGCCGCUGCUGGCUCCGAAUUCAGCCGCCAGGAGUCUCAUGAAGGAGGAGACCCUCUGCCGUCAAUCGAAUGUCUGGGACUGGCGAGCGCCGUAGCUUCUGCCAACACAGGAGACAGAAAGCCACGUGACUGUUCUUUUCACCAGAAGGCGCUCCUGAUGCAGAAGCCUCAUCUUGACCUUUCAUCCCGGCCACCAGAGUCCAGUUCACAGGUCCCGGAAAACGCAGACCAAGACGCUGAAGAAGUGGAUGUCACGUGGUUAGACGACCAUUCCAAACUGUUUCUCGAGAAAAUCUAUGUUCCCAAGGGCGGUGAAGCAGACGCAGAUCAUUGUGGCGACGAUGAUAAUAAUGGAGACCACGAGGGCCAAGCUUUCGACAAACACUUCGAAGGCGAUGUAAGCGAAUUUGACUAUCGUUGUGAUGUGGAUUCAAAGAAAUUCCACAUUGACGACGAAGAUCCUCACCACCACGACCAGAUUGGCAAGUCUGGAGACGAAUACAACGAAGAUGAAGCUGCAGAAGAUGACAUCGGGGGAUAUGAUGAACCAGACGUUACGGAUGACAAAUAUGGCGGAAAGGAGGCGAGAGAGGAGGUGGGAAGUAAAGAAGAACUCUUAGUCUGCAGCGACGACGAAGAAGAAGAAGAACAGGAGGACGAGAAAGAAAGCAAGGUACAUCUGGAACAGCGAAAGCAGCAGUGCACAGAGGUCGCCGUAGAGUCCCUAGAACGUUCGGAGACAACAGACGCGGACGCCGCGCGGCGCACGGCAAACGCCGCCACGAUGCCGCAAGCUGUCCGUCCCAUCUCCAUGCACAUCCAUCGCCUGACGACGAUGAAGAAGCGGCAAGACUUCGCCAUCUUCGCCCGCAAGGCCGACGUCUACGUGGUCGGCGGUCAGGCCGAGAACGGCAACUUCCUCGACGACAUUCUUCUGGUGCACGUGCACUCAGGUCACAUGUGCGAGUUCGAAGGUCGUCUCACCAUCCCUAUGUCGUGCAUGCAGGCCGAGAUUACGACCAUCCCUUACUACUAUCUCGCCCAGUUCUUUGACGCUGCCAGCUGUUUCUAUGGAGACAACUAGACAAUAUACCGCCGCUGGUGACAUUUAGUUGUCCGAUGGUUUUGUUUUCGAGUUGCUUUAGAUGCUCGAGGAAAGCGUUUUUAAAUACAAAAUAUCUUGGCAUUUCAGCAGGAUUUCGAUGUUAUGUUGAAUUCUUCGCUUGAAAAAUACCUGUAAAAAUGUUUAUAUGAGAUUUGUGUACAAGGAAGUGUGAAUACAUUUCAUGUCAUGAAGUGUGUGGUUUUUUUUUUUGGUUUUGUUUGUUUUGUUUUUUUUGUUUGUUUUUUUUUUUGUACGAAGGUGUCAUCAUGGGCCGUACUGGCCAUGUCUGAAUACCGUUGCCAUAGAAAUUCUAGUAAAGUUGAAGUGUAUAGUCUGAGUUUUCUUUCUUGCAGACACUUGUUAGGGCUUUGAGGCCAAUGUUUGUUUUAAAACUCCAUUCUGUUUUUGUAUGUACUACUGGACUGUAUUUGUAUUUUAUAUCUUUAUGUUUAUAGACAAUCACGCUGGAACAUAAUUAAUAAUAUAUUAUGAUGUAAAUAUUUCAAUAUCACACCAUUUGUACUACACAAUAACAUUUUUUAUGCAAAUUUUUGGAAACUACCAACAUAUUUUUCUAAAGGGUCUUGAUGACGUGUUGAUUCUAGUGUUUAGUUCUUUAGUGUAGUUCAUAAACUGUUUCGAGUAUGAUUUUAAUAACAGAAAGGAUUGCUUCGAAAGGUUAGAGACUAGGAUAAGUUAUACAGGUAGCUGCUGUAUCAGUUGUACCUCUGGUUAUGUGUCUUAAAAAAAAACAAAACUUUCCAUAGUAGUUUCAUAUGCGUAGGGCCGCUUUGUUGUCUUGUAACGAAAGAAUUUAAUCGUUUCGAGAAUUAUGUAUACGUUUAUUUAUUUGUACCUCACAAAUGGCGAAAAAUACAUUUCAAUCUUUUGCAGUAAGUCUUGAUAUUUGAUGGUAAUAUUUCAAAGUUUAUUUGUUUUUUUUGUUUUUGGUUAUUUGUUCAUUUGUAUUGUUUUUGGGGUUUUUUUUGGUGGUGGGGGGGGGGAGGGGAAUCUGUAAAACUUUUAAAAUUUGCUUGUACAUGCUCACGGAGUACAAUAAAUUUCCAAUAAAAAAGUUCAUCCUACUAGUCCACCACCUGUUUGUGUCGACUGAAACAACUUGUACAGAUGUAGUUACAGGACGUUUCAGCCUGACCGAGCACAAAAAUAUGUCAUCACCUAGGAGACUGCCAAUCACAAACGUCAGUUGACGGCGGUGACAGUUCCACGCCAUUGAUGUUUGAAUGCACUACGUAGCCAAGCAACGCAAUCAUGCGUGUCCAGUCCAUGACCAGCAGUCAAGCGUGUCUAGCUCAUGUGUGAAGGUCGAGCAGAUGGCGGAUCUGUACAAGAGUGAAGGAAGAAGUGUGGGGACAAGCUCAAUAUCUCAGAAUGACUGGUGACCAUUUGGUCUGCAAAGUCCUACAUUCAGGUGUUAACUGAAGUGGCGGCUGAUACCUGGAUCUUCAUCGGUGUACCCCUACUCUGGUAUGCCUUGCUUUCGGCUGACAUCGGUGUUCUCCUGGUUCUGGACUGGUGUCUUGAGUCUAACCUUUAAUUGUUGAUGUGUAUUCUGUGUGUAACUACACGUUGACAAGUUUCAUAUAAUGGCAGUAACAUUUAGUCUGUACAUAAAAUCGUGUAUAUGUAUCAUAUGUAUCUUAAACUUAAGCAGCAGCAUACAAAAAUUAAAAUGUCGCUUUUGUUUUUGUUUUUCCUUUAGGAGGAGACAAACUGAUUUCAAAUGCGAUUCUCUCUUGUCUUCAUUGCUGUUAUUGUCUCCCUUACUUGACCUGUACAAACAAAUGUGUGCUGAUUUUUUUCUGAAAUAAACAGAUUUAAUACGUUGUUCCGUACACGGA
This is a messenger RNA of Pomacea canaliculata, 4696 nucleotides long. Its product is annotated as kelch-like protein 6. The transcript has 10 exons. The coding region runs from base 93 to 2813 and encodes 906 amino acids. The record is from RefSeq and is a predicted model, not a curated record. Gene Ontology annotation, molecular function: protein binding. Lineage: Eukaryota; Metazoa; Mollusca; Gastropoda; Architaenioglossa; Ampullariidae.